Emiliania huxleyi CCMP1516 is the source of this 1335-nucleotide messenger RNA. RefSeq lists its product as hypothetical. Bases 1 to 1335 code for a protein of 444 amino acids. The record is from RefSeq and is a predicted model, not a curated record. NCBI's taxonomy places the organism in Eukaryota, Haptophyta, Isochrysidales, Noelaerhabdaceae. The transcript is spliced from 2 exons.
AUGUCCUUCUACCUCCCCACCGCCACGUACCGGACUACAGACCCGGUGGACAACCUCCGGCUUCGCGUCGAACUCCGCAAGACUGGCACGCUCCGCCGGGCGGCGCCGCUCACACAGGAAGAGGGGCUAGGGCCGGGCAAGGAGGGAACAGCCGCGGCCGCGGCGAGGCCGCGACGACGGCGCGAGCGCGACAAGGAGGAGCGCGCGGGGAGGGUCUCCGACUCCGACGACGAGGCCGGCACUGGCACGGACGACGAGGCAGAGGAGGGUGGGAGGGCGCUGCUGCCUCCGCCAGCCAAGGGGCUGCGGAGCGAGGAGGACGAGCCGGACCGGCUGAUAGCGAGCACGGAUUUUGCGUGGCAGCAGAAGGUGUUUGGCACCCUCGAGGUGGCUCGCAUCCGGCGCGGCGGAUCCCCUGGUCAGCCUCAGAGCCGCUCGGGCCGCCGACCCGACAACAUACGGCAGGCGGUCGAGCGGGACACCCUCGCGGCACUGGACGCUGAGGCACAAACGCGUGGCGAUGGAGCGUACGAGGGGCAGCUUCUCUACUCGCGGGUCCAGUCAGAGGGCCUCGCGGACGAGUCCACCCUCGAAAGUCGCUUCACGACCUCGUCGAAUGAGGACCUCGCUGGCGCCCCGAGCAGCGUUGACAUGUCAAUACUGGCAGAGCUACCUGCGGACGAGCUGGCUAGCGGCGCCGCCGGCCGAGGUCGACCCGAAGCCGCGCGGUUGGGCCGCCGCAGCAGGCGCCGCGGCGGCAGCGAGCCGGCGGCGGGAGGGGAGGUGGGGCAAGGCGAGGCGAGGGCGCAGGGGCGGCUCCGGGUCGUCACGCUGGCCACGCUGCGCUUCUUCCCGACUGGGAGGCUGGACGUGCGCCCACCGCUCAACGAGCUUCCACCGGUGGGCGCUGCGGGCCUCGACGCCAGGACGGAUGCCGAGGCUGGCGCCGACACCGUAGCCGACGUGGUGCUAGAUCGGGACGCGGAUGCGCCAUGGUACCGGAUCGGCAGCUCGAGGUACGAGUUUCGUCUGUGGAACCUCUCUGAGCGACCCCUGGAGGGCGACGACCCUCCCGGCACCACCUCGCUCCUCGUGUCCGCCGACCCUCGGCCGGUCCUUCAGGCCGGUGGUCUACCUCCUCUCGCCGUGCCAGAUUUUGCCCUGCCGCCUCCGCCAGCCGCGCGGGUGCUUCACCUCGUCGAGAUCCAGUCGCUGACGGGGUUCGGCACGGGCCGCCUCUGCGUUCAGUACUUUGCGUCCGCCUCCCCAGGCUGGAGACUGCUCCCCGCGUCCGCCGCUUCCACUGGCUCGACGCAGGAACGCUCACCCGCAUGA